Molecule: messenger RNA, 1145 nt
Organism: Frieseomelitta varia
Lineage: Eukaryota; Metazoa; Arthropoda; Insecta; Hymenoptera; Apidae
Product: sideroflexin-2-like
Exons: 6
Coding region: 174-1145 (323 amino acids)
Biological process (GO): monoatomic ion transport; serine import into mitochondrion
Cellular component (GO): mitochondrial inner membrane
Molecular function (GO): monoatomic ion transmembrane transporter activity
Source: RefSeq, a predicted model, not a curated record
UAUCAUAUUUUUAUGAUCCAAAACUAAUAAAAAUCCAAGUACAAAACAAAAUGAAUAAUAAUAAGAAAUAUGAAAUGUAAACAGAAAUAGUUAAUAACCAAUUAACAAAUGUGAAUUUAUGAUCAAUAAUAUAAAAAAAUCGACUGGAGAAUACUUAAAUUUGUAAUAUAGCGAUGAACACCAAUGAAAAAUUUGAUAUUGAUAAGCCAUUAUGGGAUCAAUCUACGUAUAUUGGUAGAUUGAAACAUUUUGCUUUUAUUACUGAUUAUCGUAUGAUUUUUGUAAACGACCAAAAAUUGAAAGAAGCUAAACAAUUCUGUGAUAAUUAUAAAAGAGGCUUUGUACCUUCUGGAGUACAACUAUCUCAUGUUAUUCGUGCAAAACAACUUAGAGAUGGUGCAUUUGAUUCUGAGACUGGUGAAUUAAUACACCGAUUUUCUAGAUUGUCUUUUCAAUUACCUACUUCAGUCAUGCUUACAGCGUCGAUGUUAGCAUUUCAAAAAAAUUUUCCUGCUAUAAUGGCAUUUCAAAUAUUACAUCAAAUGCAUAAUGCUAUUAUAAAUGACAUAUACAGAAGUACACGAAAUAAUGAUGAUACAAAAAUGAAAAACGCUCUUUUAUGUGCUGUUAUAACAGGCUCCAUUGUGACUUUUUGUUGUAAGAAAAUACUCUCCGGAAAAGCACUUAUUUUUAAUAGGUGUUUGCCAUUUUGCGCAGUGGCUACAGGUCAUAUGAUAAAUUUACCACUUAUGCGUUAUAAAGAAAUCACAACAGGAAUUCCGAUAUAUAUGAAGGAUGAAACACAUUCUUUUAUGAAAUCUAAAGUAGCAGCUACAAAAGGCAUUUGCGAAUGUUUGAUUUCAAGAAUAGCUAUGUCCAUACCAUGCUUACUUUUCAUUCCUAUAAUAACUCAUAAAUUUAUGCCUUAUUGUUUGCAUCAACAUCGACCGCGGAUAUUAAUUCCAUUCGAAGCUUGUUUAUGUGCUAUAGGCUGCAUGAUUGCAAUUCCAUCUGCUUUUGCAAUUUUUCCCGAACGAAACUCCAUGAAUCCAAAUUUGAUGAAGUUGCGUCCAUCUGAGUAUGAAGAGUUUAAGAAAUGUGUGAAAGAAUAUAUAGAUAAAGUAUAUUAUAAUAAAGGAUUGUAA